UUUUCAGAACAACUGAACAUAGAAGAAGAGAGAGAAGAAUUCCCUGGUUCUCCAUCCCAGCUGAACGUAAAAGAAGAGAGAGAAGAGUUCCCUGGUUCUUCAGAACAGCUGAACAUAGAAGGAGAAGAGACAGAGCAGUUCCCCGGUUCUCCACUUCAGCUGAGGGGCUUAAAAGAGGACAGCGAGGAGACCCUGCGUUCUCUGUACAGUCUGAGGAGCGUAUCUGUAGUGCUGGUGGACUGCUGUAGACCACAAGGACGGCAGGAGAACGAUGAAGAGAACCACAGAGAUGCCGAGCCAAGGAAGAGAUCUGGGCACCUGCUACUCUGCAGUUCCAGCGGAGCGGAGUUUAGUGGAAAAACACAUUCUGCUGCCUUCACUACAGAGAGGCCGUACCCUUGCAGCCAGUGUGACAAGAGCUUUAAGAGAAAAGGACACCUCCAUGCCCACCAGCGUGUUCACACAGGGGAGAAACCAUUUUCAUGCAAAGACUGUGGGAAGAGUUUCUCAGAUUCCUCUACCCUCCACACACAUAAUCGUAUUCACACUGGAGAGAGGCCGUACCCUUGUAGCCAGUGUGACAAGAGCUUUAAGAGAAAAGGACACCUCCAUGCCCACCAGCAUGUUCACACAGGGGAGAAACCAUUUUCUUGCUUAGACUGUGAAAAGACUUUCUCAACGGCUGCUACCCUCCAGCUGCAUCGCCGCAGUCACACAGGAGAGAAGCCAUACGCUUGCAGUCAGUGUGACAAGAGCUUUAAGAGAAAAGAUGAGCUCCAAAUCCACCAGCAUGUUCACACAGGGGAGAAACCAUUUUCAUGCAAAGACUGUGGAAAGAGUUUCUUGCAGUCUUCUCACCUCAACAUACAUCGCCUUAUUCACACUGGAGAGAGACCGUACUCUUGCAGCCAGUGUGAUAAGAGCUUCAAGUUAAAAGGAGACCUCCAAAGGCACCAGCGUGUUCACACAGGGGAGAAACCAUUUUCGUGCACUGACUGUGGAAAGAGUUUCUCACAGUCUUCUCACCUCCACACACAUUGUCGCAUUCACACUGGAGAAAAGCCAUAUGUUUGCAGCCAGUGUGACAAGUGCUUUAAGACAAAAACAAAGCUCAAAAUGCACCAACGUGUUCACACAGGGGAGAAACCAUUUUCAUGCACUGACUGUGGAAAGAGUUUCUUGCAGUCUUCUUACCUCAACAUACAUCGCCUUAUUCACACUGGAGAGAGGCCGUACUCUUGCAGUCAGUGUGGCAAGAGCUUUAACAGAAAACAACGUCUCCAGAACCACCAGCGUUUUCACACAGGGGAGAAACCAUUUUCAUGCAUCGACUGCGGAAAGAGUUUCUCACAGUCUUCUCACCUCAACAUACAUCGUCGCAUUCACACUGGAGAAAAGCCAUAUGUUUGCAGCCAGUGUGACAAGAGCUUUAAGAGAAAAAAUGAGCUCCAAAUUCACCAGCAUGUUCACACCGGGGUGAAACCAUUUUCAUGCAAAGACUGUGGAAAGAGUUUCUCACGGUCUUCUAACCUCCACACACAUCGUCGCAUUCACACUGGAGAAAAGCCAUAUGUUUGCAGCCAGUGUGACAAGAGCUUUAAGAGAAAAGAACAUCUCCAGAAUCACCAGCGUGUUCACACAGGGGAGAAACCAUUUUCAUGCAAAGACUGUGGGAAGAGUUUCUCAGAUUCCUCUACCCUCCACACACAUAAUCAUAUUCAUACUGGAGAGAGGCCGUAUUCUUGCAAUCAGUGUGAAAAGAGCUUUAGGACAAAACAAAAUCUCCGAAACCACCACCGUGUUCACACAGGGGAGAAUCCAUUUUCAUGCUUAGACUGUGAAAAGACUUUCUCAACGGCUACUACCCUCCAGCUGCAUCGCCGCAUUCACACUGGAGAGAAGCCGUACGCUUGCAGUCAGUGUGACAAGAGCUUUAAGUCAAAAGCAGAGCUCCAAAUCCACCAGCAUGUUCACACAGGGGAGAGACCAUUUUCAUGCACUGACUGUGGAAAGAGUUUCUUGUGGUCUUCUCACCUCAACAUACAUCGCCUUAUUCACACUGGAGAGAGGCCGUACCCUUGCAGUCAGUGUGGCCAGAGCUUUAAGACAAAAAGCAAUCUCCAAAGCCACCAGCGCGUUCACACAGGGCCAAAACCAUUUUCAUGCACAGACUGUGGAAAGAGUUUCUCACGGUCUUCUCACCUCCACACACAUCGUCGCAUUCACACUGGAGAAAAGCCGUACGCUUGCAGUCAGUGUGACAAGAGUUUUAAGAGAAAAGAACAUCUCCAGAAUCACCAGCGCUUUCACACAGGGGAGAAACCAUUUUCAUGCACUGACUGUGGAAAAACUUUCUCACAUUCUUCUACCCUCCACACACAUCGUCGCAUUCACACUGGAGAAAAGCCAUAUGUUUGCAGCCAGUGUGACAAGAGCUUUAAGACUAAUGCAGUGCUCCAAGUCCACCAGCGUGUUCACACAGGGGAGAAACCAUUUUCAUGCAAAGACUGUGGAAAGAGUUUCUCACGGUAUUCUACUCUCCUUGCACAUCGUCGCAUUCACACUGGAGAAAGGCCGUACGCUUGCAGUCAGUGUGACAAGAGCUUUAAGUCAAAAACAGAGCUCAAAAUGCACCAACGCGUUCACACAGGGGAGAAGCCAUUUUCAUGCAUAGAUUGUGGAAAGAGUUUUUUGUCAUCUUCUAAACUCCACAAACAUCGUCGCAUUCACACUGGAGAGAAGCCGUAUGCUUGCAGUCAGUGUGACAAGAGCUUCUCUCAGUCUGGUAGCCUUCAUGCACAUCGCCGCAUUCACACUGGAGAGAAGCCGUAUGCUUGCAGCCAGUGUGACGAGAGCUUUAAGAGAAAAGAACAUCUCCAGAAUCACCAGCGUGUUCACACAGGGGAGAAACCAUUUUCAUGCAAAGACUGUGGGAAGAGUUUCUCAGAUUCCUCUACCCUCCACACACAUAAUCAUAUUCAUACUGGAGAGAGGCCGUAUUCUUGCAAUCAGUGUGAAAAGAGCUUUAGGACAAAACAAAAUCUCCGAAACCACCACCGUGUUCACACAGGGGAGAAUCCAUUUUCAUGCUUAGACUGUGAAAAGACUUUCUCAACGGCUACUACCCUCCAGCUGCAUCGCCGCAUUCACACUGGAGAGAAGCCGUACGCUUGCAGUCAGUGUGACAAGAGCUUUAAGUCAAAAGCAGAGCUCCAAAUACAUCGCCUUAUUCACACUGGAGAGAGGCCGUACUCAUGCAGUCAGUGUGACAAGAGCUUUAAGUCAAAAGCAGAGCUCCAAAGGCACCAGCGUGUUCACACAGGGGAGAAACCAUUUUCAUGCAAAGACUGUGGAAAGAGUUUCUCACGGUCUUCUCACCUCCACACACAUCGUCGCAUUCACACUGGAGAAAAGCCGUAUGUUUGCAGCCAGUGUGACAAGAGCUUUAAGAGAAAAGAACAUCUCCAGAAUCACCAGCACUUUCACACAGGGGAGAAACCAUUUUCAUGCACUGACUGUGGAAAGAGUUUCUCACAUUCUUCUACCCUCCACACACAUCGUCGCAUUCACACUGGAGAAAAGCCAUAUGUUUGCAGCCAGUGUGACAAGAGCUUUAAGACUAAUGCAGUGCUCCAAGUCCACCAGCGUGUUCACACAGGGGAGAAACCAUUUUCAUGCAAAGACUGUGGAAAGAGUUUCUCACGGUAUUCUACUCUCCUUGCACAUCGUCGCAUUCACACUGGAGAAAGGCCGUACGCUUGCAGUCAGUGUGACAAGAGCUUUAAGUCAAAAACAGAGCUCAAAAUGCACCAACGCGUUCACACAGGGGAGAAGCCAUUUUCAUGCAUAGAUUGUGGAAAGAGUUUUUUGUCAUCUUCUAAACUCCACAAACAUCGUCGCAUUCACACUGGAGAGAAGCCGUAUGCUUGCAGUCAGUGUGACAAGAGUUUCUCUCAGUCUGGUAGCCUUCAUGCACAUCGCCGCAUUCACACUGGAGAGAGGCCGUAUGCUUGUAGUCAGUGUGACAAGAGCUUCUCUCAGUCUGCUCACCUUAAGACACACUUGUUGUCACACUUGAGAGAGUAAAUCAGUUGCUGUUGCACUUCAGAGAGGCUGUACGCUUGCAGCCAAUGUGACAAGAGCUUUAAGACUAAGAAUCUCCUCAUAUUUCACCAACACGUUCACACAGUAGAGAAACCUUCUCAUGUGCUGACUGUGGAGAAAGCUUUAGGAGGAAAGCAGACCUUAACCCUAAAGCGACCGACUGGGGUCAUUUAUGACCCCGGACACAUAUUUUCAUACACCAUUUCUGCAAUUUUCAUCAGAAAAACUUGUCCUUCUAGGAGUUUGUCAAUACAUAUGUUGUGCAUACGGAGAAUGAUUUUUGUGUGGACCAUCUAUAUGGGAUUUAUAAUCAAAACACCUCUGGGGUCAUUUAUGACCCCGAGAGGAUCCAUGAGAUACUCAACAUUUUAAUGUCCAUUGUUGUUGUAAUUUUCAAACUCUGGUUUUUGUAUUUUGUGUC
Molecule: messenger RNA, 4525 nt
Organism: Engraulis encrasicolus (European anchovy)
Lineage: Eukaryota; Metazoa; Chordata; Actinopteri; Clupeiformes; Engraulidae
Product: zinc finger protein 721-like
Exons: 3
Biological process (GO): regulation of transcription by RNA polymerase II
Cellular component (GO): nucleus
Molecular function (GO): DNA-binding transcription factor activity, RNA polymerase II-specific; RNA polymerase II transcription regulatory region sequence-specific DNA binding
Source: RefSeq, a predicted model, not a curated record